CGCCGCCUCCCCCAUGCCGCCCUCCGGGCUGCGGCUGCUGCCGCUGCUGCUGCCGCUGCUGUGGCUACUAGUGCUGACGCCUGGCCGGCCAGCCGCCGGACUGUCCACCUGCAAGACCAUCGACAUGGAGCUGGUGAAGCGGAAGCGCAUCGAGGCAAUCCGCGGCCAGAUCCUGUCCAAGCUUCGGCUCGCCACCCCCCCGAGCCAGGGGGAGGUUCCGCCCGGCCCGCUGCCCGAGGCCGUGCUGGCCCUUUACAACAGUACCCGCGACCGGGUGGCCGGGGAGAGCGCCGAGACGGAGCCCGAGCCCGAGGCGGACUACUACGCCAAGGAGGUCACCCGCGUGCUAAUGGUGGAAACAAGCAAGGACAUCUAUAAGACUGUCAAGCAGAGUCCACACAGCAUAUAUAUGUUCUUCAACACAUCGGAGCUCCGGGAGGCAGUGCCCGAUCCCGUGCUGCUCUCCCGGGCAGAGCUGCGUCUGAUGAGGCUCAAGUUAAAAGUGGAGCACCAUGUGGAGCUGUACCAGAAAUACAGCAAUAAUUCCUGGCGCUACCUCAGUAACCGGCUGCUGACCCCCAGUGACUCGCCGGAGUGGCUGUCCUUUGAUGUUACUGGAGUCGUGCGGCAGUGGCUGAGCCAGGGAGAGGUAAUGCAGGGAUUUCGCCUCAGUGCCCACUGCUCCUGUGACAGCAAAGAUAACAAACUUCAAGUGGACAUCAACGGGUUCAGUUCUAGCCGCCGAGGUGACCUGGCCACCAUUCAUGGCAUGAACCGGCCCUUCCUGCUCCUCAUGGCCACCCCGCUGGAGAGGGCCCAGCACCUGCACAGCUCCCGGCACCGCCGAGCUCUGGACACCAACUACUGUUUCAGCUCCACGGAGAAGAACUGCUGCGUGCGGCAGCUCUACAUCGACUUCCGCAAGGAUCUGGGCUGGAAGUGGAUCCACGAGCCCAAGGGCUACCACGCCAACUUCUGCCUGGGGCCCUGCCCCUACAUUUGGAGCCUGGACACGCAGUACAGCAAGGUCUUGGCCCUGUACAACCAGCACAACCCGGGCGCGUCGGCGGCGCCGUGCUGCGUGCCGCAGGUGCUGGAGCCGCUGCCCAUCGUGUACUACGUGGGCCGCAAGGCCAAGGUGGAGCAGCUGUCCAACAUGAUCGUGCGCUCCUGCAAGUGCAGCUGAGGACCCGCCCCCGCCCGGCAGGCCCCGCCCCCGGCAGGCCCGGCCCCGCCCCCGCCCGCCUCGCCCGGGCUGUAUUUAAGGACACCGCGCCCCAAGCCCACUGGGGGGGCCAUUAAAGGUGGAGAGAGGACGGGGUCUCCGUGUCGUUGGGCGCCUGACGUUCCCGGCCUCCGCUCCAUCUGCCGCCUCCUGUCUCUCUCGCGUUCAUCUGCCCCUCCUCGCACGAACACUCCCCUUCCAAGUACUCCUGGGGAACCCUGGUUAGGUUUAUUGAUUGAGCGCCUUGGGCCCCGUUCUAAGCGCCUUAUGUUCAUUAACUCAUUUAAUCACCGUAACAAAGCUCUGAGAUACAGGGACUCUGAUAAUACCCACUUUAAAGGUGAGGAAACGGAAGCCCCGAAAGGUUAAGGGAAUAGAUUCUGCCCACCGGGAAUCUACUUUCUGGGGAGGAGACAGACAUGGAAGGGGCACCAAACAGGCAAGCAGAAUGGAGCGAGAGAUGGCUGUGGAGAGGAGGGAGGGCUUCUCGGAGGAGGUGGCAUUUGGGACUUGAAGGAAGCCAAGAAGGUAGCCUGGGGGAGGAUCACGGGAGAGUGUCCUUGCUAGGAGGACAAAAGCAAAGGCCUGGAGGUGAGGGUGAACUUGGGGUGAGCUCCACAGGGAAGGAACAGGCCAGUGUGGUUGGAAGGGAGGGGCAGGAGGAAGGGUGUUGGGAGCUGAGUCAGAUGGCAACACUCACAGGCCAGAAGUAAUAACAAUUCCCCACGCCAGGUAUGAAUCUACUAGCUUGCUGCAUUCUGCCCACAGCCUGGCGGAGCAGGGGCUGGCAAACUACUGCCUGCAGGCUAAUUCUGACCCGCUCCCUGUUUCUGUAGAGUUUUAUUGGAGCACAGUCACGCUCGUUCGUUUAGGUAUUGUCUAUUGCUGUUUGUGCUACAAGGGCAGGCUUGAGUAGAAACUGUAUGCAAAGUCAAAACUAUUUACUUCCUGGCCCUUUAUAGAAAAAGUUUGCUGACUCCUGCUGUAGAGACUAUUUGCUCCCCACUACACAGAUGGGAAUACUGAGGCACAGGGAGGUUAAGUUACUUGUUAAGGCCACAGAGCUAGCAAGUGGCAGAGCUGGGAUUUGAACCUAGGCAACUGGAGUGGAGGGUCUAUGCAGGUAACCUCUGCCCUGGUAUGGCUUUCCACAUCAGGCCUGUGGGCACCUGUGAGAACUUGUACUCUGGGGCAGACAGGAGCCCUGACAGGGUUCUGAACAGGAGAGGUGUGAUCUGACAUCGGUGCUCAGACCGUCCCUCUGGCUGACGGUUGAGAGUAGACUGAACGGGGGAGAGGGUGACUGCAGGGAGACCGGUUGUCUAGGCGAGAAAUGACAGUGCCCUGACAUAGGGUAGGUUUCCCUCUGCUGUCUCAUUUCUUCCCAUCUGCUGUGGUCUUGCUUGUGAACUCUCGCCUGCUUCCUCUUUCUCUGGCCUCUCAGUUUCCCCUCUUCCUCCCAGCUUUCAGUUCCUCCGUCUCUCUCCCGUGCCCUUCCCAGGUCCGGGCCGACCUGCUCUUCUGCCCAGUGACUGUCCUGGGGGAGGACAGUGUUUGUUGAUGGGUGGCAUUAGGUCGGGGUAAGUGGGCACCAGGGCUCUCCCAGCCC
Molecule: messenger RNA, 2834 nt
Organism: Diceros bicornis minor
Lineage: Eukaryota; Metazoa; Chordata; Mammalia; Perissodactyla; Rhinocerotidae
Gene: TGFB1
Product: transforming growth factor beta 1
Exons: 7
Coding region: 14-1186 (390 amino acids)
Biological process (GO): regulation of cell population proliferation; BMP signaling pathway; SMAD protein signal transduction
Cellular component (GO): extracellular region
Molecular function (GO): growth factor activity; cytokine activity; type II transforming growth factor beta receptor binding
Source: RefSeq, a predicted model, not a curated record